This is a messenger RNA of Monodelphis domestica (gray short-tailed opossum), 608 nucleotides long. Lineage: Eukaryota; Metazoa; Chordata; Mammalia; Didelphimorphia; Didelphidae. The record is from RefSeq and is a predicted model, not a curated record.
CCUCUCCCUUCGUCCCGCCCUUCCUUGGGAGAGGAAGUGACGUAUAGUCUAACUUCCCCUCCUCUUUGCUCUUCUCGCGACACUUGCAGCUCAGCUUCCUUUUCUUUUUUGCUGCGGCUUGCGAGAUGCCUUCCCGACUGAGGAAGACGCGGAAGCUCCGCGGGCACGUCAGUCAUGGCCACGGACGCAUCGGCAAGCACCGCAAGCACCCCGGAGGUCGCGGUAAUGCAGGAGGGCUGCACCAUCACCGAAUUAACUUCGACAAAUAUCACCCAGGUUACUUUGGGAAAGUGGGAAUGAGGCAUUACCACUUGAAGAAGAACCAAAGCUACUGCCCAACUGUCAACCUUGAUAAGCUGUGGACACUGGUCAGUGAGCAGACCAGGAUUAAUGCUGCCAAAAGCAAGGAGGGGCUUGCCCCAAUCAUUGAUGUUGUGCGCUCUGGUUACUACAAAGUCCUAGGAAAGGGGAAACUCCCCAAGCAGCCAGUCAUCGUGAAGGCAAAAUUCUUCAGCAGAAGAGCAGAGGAAAAAAUCAAGGGUGUUGGUGGAGCCUGUGUCCUUGUGGCAUAAAAAUCCAAUGUUAACCAAUAAAAUGUCGUUAUUAAA